AUGGUUUCAGGAAUUGAUUUUGGAAGGCUGAUCGGCAAGACAGACUCUUCGGCGCUGAGCCCUGAAGUGCGCAAAUAUAACGAGAGGCGAUUCCGUCAGAUGUCACUGUUUUACGGCUGCGCCCUGGCCACAUUCAUAUGUUCAAAGGUGGCAUACAGAGGAGUGAUAUCCAGGAGGUAUUUGCCGAACUUCUACCAGCACAACCACGUUCCCCCAUCCUUUUCAUUCUACCGUGAUGCCUUGUCUGCGGUGACGCAUGGAUCAUUACUUGCAGUCUCCACCUUCUCCAUGAUUAUUACUGGAUCAUUGUGGUAUUUCGAUAUCUCCAAUGCCAGGGAGUUUAGUUUCAAGCUGAGAAAUCUCCUGGGUGGUGAGCAAAUUCUGGAAAUCCCUAAUGAAGGAAAGGGCUUCAAGGAAGCGAUGAGUCCGAUCAUGAAUGCUCUUGAAGCAAAGAAAUGA
Messenger RNA from Kuraishia capsulata CBS 1993, 459 nucleotides. RefSeq lists its product as uncharacterized. The coding region runs from base 1 to 459 and encodes 152 amino acids. The transcript has 2 exons. The record is from RefSeq and is a predicted model, not a curated record. Lineage: Eukaryota; Fungi; Ascomycota; Pichiomycetes; Pichiales; Pichiaceae. Gene Ontology annotation, cellular component: mitochondrion.